ACCCCGGAAAUAAGGGGCGUCAGCGCUUGUGGACGCGGCCACGUGUCACCGGUCCCGGUUUCCCGAGGCGGACGACCGUCCUACCCGGUGGCCGCAGCCGGGCCGUCCCAGUGCGCCCGCGACUCGCCCCGCCCGCAAGGAGCCAGGACCCGCCGCGCUCGCGGACGGUGAAGACGCCGAGACAAGUGGAAGAGUGUUUUCUCCUCUGGCCGCCAAGCAGGCACCCUCUGCGUCGAGAGGUAGGCUCACGCUCUGAGGUACUUGGGGUUGAGAUUCCAGCACGUGAAUUUCAGGGGCACGGUGUGACCCCUAACACCCUCCAAAGGCUUCUGAGCCGCGUGAGGCCCUGGGAGCUCUGGGAGAUGAAGUUCGGCUGCCUGUCCUUCCGGCAGCCUCAUGCGGGUUUCGUCUUAAAUGGGGUGAAGACGCUGGAGACGCGGUGGCGGCCCGUGCUGAGCGGCCACCGGCACCGCACCCUGGCCGUCCACAUCGCGCGCAGGGACUGGGAGGACGCGGCCUGGAGGGAGCUGCUGGCCGAGAGGCUGGGGAUGAGCCCCGCGCAGAUCCAGGCCUUGCUGCGGGACGGGGAGAAGUUCGGCCGCGGAGUGAUAGCCGGGCUGGUUGACAUUGGGGACACUUGGCUGUGCCCAGAAAACUUAGGUCCCAACGAGGCUGCGGAGCUGGAGAAUCAAGCCCUGCUGCCCAGCCUGCGGCAGAAGUACCUGACUGCGCUUGCCAACCCCCGCUGGCUGCUGCGGCCUGUCCCCAGGAGAGGCGGGAAGGACGUCUUCCAGGUGGACAUCCCCGAGCACCUGAUCCCCUCUGGGCAGGAGGCCUGACCAGACUGGGCUCUCGAGAGGAAGGUGACCGAGAGAGCAGCUCAUCGUGCCACCGUCCACUCGCCUUCACGCCCUGGACGUGCACGUCUGGUUCGGUCUGAAUCGGCCUGCCCUGGGGAGCGCUGCCCGCUCCGUGCCGUUCACGGAAGCAGACGUGCCCACCUGGUGCAGGGACAGGGCUUGGGACUCUCCUCGUGCGAUGCCGCUCUGGGCUCAGCGACAGAGUCUCGAGGACUUUGACCUUUAGGAAAAGAUGGCAGUGCCACUCGUUUUGGCCCUACUGAUUCUGGGUGGUUGAGAGAAAUGUGUUUUGAGAGGACCGGUUAGCGUUUUCCCCUCUUUGUCCUGGUCAGAACUCCCAGAUGUUUGGGCCGCGUCUGGGGAACGAACAAUGGGGGAAGGCCGGUGGCGGGCCUCGUGCACGCGGGAGAGGACCGCAGGCCCAGAAACAGGGCGCGGUCUGUCCUUGCAGGUGACCCUGGCCCUGUUGUAAAGUGUCCCUUGGCUCACGAAGCGUGCGUGUUAGACGUGCUGCCCGGCCACUUCACGUCCGAAGACAGGCUCCUAGACACAGCUCUGACGGCCAAGUGAGAAGGGCUGGCGCUCACUUUGUGGAAAUCUCUUACUUCUCUGUGGGGUUUGGGGUCAUUUGUUAGCAAGCUUUCUAGGGGUUGUUACCUCUGAGGGUGCUGGGCUUUCCCCCAGGUGUCGGCUGGAACGGCCCGUCUCUUCUGAGGCAGACGGCAGUGUGCACGCCUCCCUUGGUGGGUGGGGUGGCCCUCCUUUCCGGCGGGCCUCUUUGGGAGGCCCCUGGAUGGUGGGCUGGACACAUGCUCAGCUGCGGGUCAGAAACUUCUGGCAUCAUAGGGGGACCCAGGAGGAAGCCCCUUCUGCUUCAGGAUGCAUGACUAAUGGAAGGUGACACCCCUGAGGUCAGGAGCCAGGCUGUGCUGCCUCCUGACUGGCAGGCAAGGCCCAGGGGCCAGCCUGUCCUGGGCCGGCCUCAGCGCUCCCUAGCCACGUCCGUGGCUGAGCGUGGGAAAUGCUGCUGCUUCAAAUGAAAGGGGACGGCGGGGACCAAAGCCUGCCGGGGGGGGGGGGGGUUUCCAGCCUCGUCGGGCCCGUCCACUGAGAUGUGUGAAUAGGACAGACAGUUAGAAAGGACACAAGACUCGCAAUUCUCGUUCGAUUCUUUAUUUACUCCUGUGGACUUUGGCUUUUCUUUAUUAGAGACAAAAACAGAUUCUUGGUUAUGAGAUGGGG
Balaenoptera musculus (blue whale) is the source of this 2102-nucleotide messenger RNA. RefSeq names its product endothelium and lymphocyte associated ASCH domain 2 (gene EOLA2). NCBI's taxonomy places the organism in Eukaryota, Metazoa, Chordata, Mammalia, Artiodactyla, Balaenopteridae. The record is from RefSeq and is a predicted model, not a curated record. The coding region runs from base 363 to 839 and encodes 158 amino acids. The transcript has 5 exons.